AUGGCUUCAGCUAGCGGCUCAAAGGAUUAUCCCCAAAAAUUGUACCCGGAAGGCAAAUCUCCUUUGCUGAAGAAGAGUUGUCAUCAUAACUGCAAGCUUCAUGAGUUCAUCAUGAUGAUCAGGGAUCACCUUGGGGAUGAAAUUUACAACGACAUCAUGAAUAAUUCUCAAGUUGGCGUGCUACUGAAGCUUGCAUUGACUUCGUUCAUAUGGAGUGCUAAGACGGUUCAGUAUUUUGUGAGCAACCAACUGAAGGUGGAUAGGAAUCAUGAGUUCUGGACUCUUAUUGGAGGUCGCCCGGUUAGAUUUUCACUCUUAGAGUAUGCUGAAAUCACGGGGCUAAACUGUGACCCAAUUGAUCCCAAUGACAAGUUGGAAAUAGAUCACACCGAAUUUUGGGCCGAGAUUGGAGUGAGAGGUGGGGAAGGCCCUAAUUGGAAUGAGUUAGAAGCUCGGAUGAAAACUUGCCAAGCAUGGACUUAUGAGAAGAAGAAGAUGUUGGCGUUGCUUUUCAUUUUGCAUGUUGGUGUAUUGGGACUUCACCGCAACAGUCGAAUCCCGUUGGCUUUAGCCAAAACAGUUAUGGAUGAAGCAGCUUUUGAGAGACAGCCGUGGGGUCGUCAUGGAUUCCAUGAACUAAAUUAUUCCCUCAAGAUUGCUAACUUGGGGGGAGCAAGAUACACUCUCCACGGAUGUGUACAGGCAAUGCUUGUUUGGGGUUAUGAGUGCAUCCCUAUAUUGGCUGAGAGAGCAGGGAAAAUACGCCUCGAUAUAGAUGACUCGGUUGUUCCUCUUCUUAGGUGGACUUCAUCACGGUGUCGUUAUGUUUUCGAGACUCUUUUGGAGAUGGAUAAGAGUGAAACCGAGGACCACAAGGUUCGGGUUAGACAUCUAAUGGUGGUGAAGCCCUUGGAGGAAAUAUAUCCUGUCUGGGAAGGUGAACCCCGACGUGUAGACGUCGAUAUAAAGGUGCAUAACAUGAUAUGUGAUAUUCUGGAUGGAAGCUUGGAUGAGGGGUUCUGGGAAUCUCCCAAUAACGUAGGUGGCGAUGCAACAGGUGGCGCUGCAACAGUUCAGACGCCGAAAUAG
Messenger RNA from Eutrema salsugineum, 1089 nucleotides. RefSeq lists its product as uncharacterized. NCBI's taxonomy places the organism in Eukaryota, Viridiplantae, Streptophyta, Magnoliopsida, Brassicales, Brassicaceae. The record is from RefSeq and is a predicted model, not a curated record. Bases 1 to 1089 code for a protein of 362 amino acids. The transcript has 2 exons.